Messenger RNA from Penicillium canescens, 2088 nucleotides. Its product is annotated as putative Na/H antiporter. The transcript has 5 exons. Gene Ontology annotation, cellular component: plasma membrane. The record is from RefSeq and is a predicted model, not a curated record. Bases 344 to 1972 code for a protein of 542 amino acids. Gene Ontology annotation, molecular function: sodium:proton antiporter activity. Gene Ontology annotation, biological process: proton export across plasma membrane; sodium ion export across plasma membrane; regulation of membrane potential. Lineage: Eukaryota; Fungi; Ascomycota; Eurotiomycetes; Eurotiales; Aspergillaceae.
CUGCAUUUCUGCAUCUCUGCAUCUCUGCGUGUCUGCACAUCUGCACCCUUGCCUGUUUCCCCCCAAGUUUACCCUGAUUUAUGAAUGUUUGCCCUGAUCAAGCCUGCCGUCGUUCAAACACAAAUGCUCGCGUUGCGUAUCUCACAGGAUAUCCAAAUCAUGAUUGAAUAACAUUCGCUUGAAUCUUUGUUAUUUCCAUCUGUCUCCGGAUAAAUUUCCAGGGCGAGCAGUGGCCUCCCUGAUAUUAUUUGAUUCAUAAAGACCGACUCGAUAUACUCGCAGUUGGCCAAAAUCGCUCUUGACCGCAAAUCACAACCCACGAGGCGGGGUGCAUGCAAUCAACAUGCCGACACUCGCCUUAAUCAACUUCAACAUCGUCUGCGCGACGCUAGGGGGCUUCAUCUCCCUUUUUGGACUUGUCUCCUAUCUUUGCAAGGACGUGUUUUACCUGUCCGAGGCUUUGAUCUCUCUCCUAGCCGGUGUCGCAUUCUCCCCACAUGCAGCGAACUUCAUAAGACCUCAAGACUAUGCCUUGCAUGACGAACAGAACCUCGAAACGAUCACGCUGCACUUCACCCGUCUCGUCCUAGGUGUACAGCUGGUCCUUGCCGGUGUGCAGCUCCCCAAACGCUACCUUCAGGUCGAAUGGAAGAGCCUGGCCUUGCUGCUCGGCCCGGGUAUGGCUGCUAUGUGGCUGUGCAGCAGCCUGGUGAUCUGGGCCAUGGUCCCAAACUUCAAGUUCCUCCAUGCGUUGAUCGUCGGUGCUUGUGUAACCCCGACAGACCCUGUCCUGUCCAACUCUAUUGUCAAGGGGAAGUUUGCCGACAAGAACGUUCCCCGUCCGCUGCAGAGGAUCAUCAUCGCCGAGUCGGGCGCUAAUGAUGGUCUUGGGUAUCCUUUCCUUUUCUUUGGGAUUUAUCUCCUGCAAUAUACUGGCAUGGCAAAGGAGAGCUAUAGUGGCGGUGCUGGGAGAGCUAUGGCGCUGUGGUUCUAUGAGACCUGGGCUUAUACAAUCCUGUUGAGUAUUGCAUAUGGAAUAGUUGUUGGUUAUAUCUCGAGGAAAUUGUUGCAUUGGGCCGAAGAGAAGCGCUAUGUGGAUCGGGAGAGUUUCUUGGUGUUUGCCAUUGCUCUUGCGUUGUUUAUCGUGGGAACAUGCGGUUUGAUUGGAACCGAUGAUUUACUUGCUUGUUUCAUUGCUGGAAACGUGUUUACGCAAGAUGACUGGUUCCGUCUCGAAACUAUGGAUGACUCCCUCCAACCAACCAUCGAUAUGCUGCUCAACUUGUCUGUGUUCAUGUGGUUCGGAGCUGUCUGCCCAUGGUCAUCUUUCCUGAACAAUAGCGUGAUUCCGAUCUACCGUCUCAUCUUCUUGGGAAUCCUGAUCCUCCUGGUUCGAAGGCUGCCCAUCGUCUUCGCCAUGCACAAAGGUAUCCACCAAAUCGAGCUAGUCUCGCAGGCAUUAUUCGUCGGAUUCUUCGGCCCGAUUGGCGUCGGAGCCAUCUUCUACCUAUCCGUCAGCCUUGAAUUCCUACGCGAGAUCAAAGUCAACGGCGAGAUCCCAGAGGAUGUUCAGCAAGUCAUCGAGACCAUUCAAGUUGUUGUCUGGUUCCUAGUCGUUUGUAGCAUUGUUGUACACGGUCUCUCUGUCCCAGUCGGAAAGGCAGGAUACCACCUCCCGCGAACUAUUUCCACUGCAAUGAGCACAGGCACAAGCGACGAGCCAACACCAGUGCCAAUCUCAAACAUUAGACACACUCAUAGCACGGCCACACCGCUUGAGGAAGUAAACAGCCAUCAAAGCCGUAAGCGUGGCGGUGCACGAGAGCCCAACGGACCAUUCUCUGGCAUUCAUCGCUCGGUGAUUCGCCCUCGAUCACCGUCGAACCAGCCUGGUACUGGCCAGAUUGAUGAACCUGAGAGACCUGUUCGUCUUGUCUUCCAGGAACCGACAGCUGAAGAGGCUGACCGGUAGGUUUGUAUCAAAAAAGUGGUGGACUGAUACGGGGUUGAUGACUUGAGGAGAUAUUCUUUUUGGUCAAAAGGAAGACGAUUAAUGGAGGGAGAGGUAAGAAGGAAGGAAGAAGGAAG